Rangifer tarandus platyrhynchus (Svalbard reindeer) is the source of this 516-nucleotide messenger RNA. The record is from the annotation of a GenBank genome assembly. Lineage: Eukaryota; Metazoa; Chordata; Mammalia; Artiodactyla; Cervidae.
AUGGCAGACAGGGGUCUGGGCGGACGGUGGUGUGACAGACUUCAGGAUGUUCCUGGGUCCUGGCUGCGCUCGGGGGCCCGUGCAGGGGUCGGCAGGGGCUCCGCUCCCCCACCGGGUGCUCCUCAAAGGCAGGACUGGGCAGCCUGGCAGGUCUCGGCCGCCUCGGGCCACGCUUCCUCCUGGGGUGUUCCUGCCCCGCCGGCCCUCACGGGUCAGGUGACUCUGCUCUCAGCCCUGGCAGCUCGUCUCCCCUGUCCGGUUGCCCAGGGCCAACCUGGGGAGGGGACGGGGCGGCCCUCAGGCAGGAGCCCCAGCCACAGGGGCUGCGGAGAGGCUGGAGCUGGCUUGGCCCUGGGGGGCCAGGUCCCCCGUGCCUGGAGCUGUCCUAGAGCUCCCGGGGGCCAGGCCCCUUAUAGGCACUGUGGGUGGGGGCUGAGCCCAGCCGGGGGCGGGGCUGCCACAGCCCAGGACCCCUCCCCGAUGGACAAGCUCAGCCUCCCAGCCCUGACCAUCUGA